AGAGCUCUGAGUGCGUGGGGUGGGGGGGUUGGAGGAGGAAGACCCUACAGGAAGUUGAGGUAUCAUAUCCUCAAUUUCUGUGACCCCCAGUGGUUUCACACUAUCUUUUCAGCAAGCCACAUUGGAUUUCACGCAUUUACUGACUCUUCUACCCGUUCUUUUUGGUGUCCAGCUGUACUCUCCAACAGGCUGCUCAUCUUCAAGGGGAAAACAUGGCUACUGGAUUUCCUCUGUUCUAAGGGAGUCAUUUAAUACUUCAUGAUUAGAACAAAUAUGUGAAAGUUCCCACCAACCAGUGAGAAUUUCUUCCUUCAGACGGUUUUGGAUCUUACUGCACAGCUUUCUGAGAAGUUCUUUUGGUGCCAUGUUUUGUGGCUUGCAUCAAAAGAGGAGUUUGUCUUCAUGAAGAUUCCUAACAUUGGUAAUGUGAUGAAUAAAUUUGAGAUCCUUGGGGUUGUAGGUGAAGGAGCCUAUGGAGUUGUACUUAAAUGCAGACACAAGGAAACACAUGAAAUUGUGGCGAUCAAGAAAUUCAAGGACAGUGAAGAAAAUGAAGAAGUCAAAGAAACGACUUUACGAGAGCUUAAAAUGCUUCGAACUCUCAAGCAGGAAAACAUUGUGGAGUUGAAGGAAGCAUUUCGUCGGAGGGGAAAGUUGUACUUGGUGUUUGAGUAUGUUGAAAAAAAUAUGCUCGAAUUGCUGGAAGAAAUGCCAAAUGGAGUUCCACCUGAGAAAGUAAAAAGCUACAUCUAUCAGCUAAUCAAGGCUAUUCACUGGUGCCAUAAGAAUGAUAUUGUCCAUCGAGAUAUAAAACCAGAAAAUCUCUUAAUCAGCCACAAUGAUGUCCUAAAACUGUGUGACUUUGGUUUUGCUCGUAAUCUGUCAGAAGGCAAUAAUGCUAAUUACACAGAGUACGUUGCCACCAGAUGGUAUCGGUCCCCAGAACUCUUACUUGGCGCUCCCUAUGGAAAGUCCGUGGACAUGUGGUCGGUGGGCUGUAUUCUUGGGGAGCUUAGCGAUGGACAGCCUUUAUUUCCUGGAGAAAGUGAAAUUGACCAACUUUUUACUAUUCAGAAGGUGCUAGGACCACUUCCAUCUGAGCAGAUGAAGCUUUUCUACAGUAAUCCUCGCUUCCAUGGGCUCCGGUUUCCAGCUGUUAACCAUCCUCAGUCCUUGGAAAGAAGAUACCUUGGAAUUUUGAAUAGUGUUCUACUUGACCUAAUGAAGAAUUUACUGAAGUUGGACCCAGCUGACAGAUACUUGACAGAACAGUGUUUGAAUCACCCUACAUUUCAAACCCAGAGACUUCUGGAUCGUUCUCCUUCAAGGUCAGCAAAAAGAAAACCUUACCAUGUGGAAAGCAGCACAUUGUCUAAUAGAAACCAAGCCGGCAAAAGUACUGCUUUGCAGUCUCACCACAGAUCUAACAGCAAGGACAUCCAGAACCUGAGUGUAGGCCUGCCCCGGGCUGACGAAGGUCUCCCUGCCAAUGAAAGCUUCCUAAAUGGAAACCUUGCUGGAGCUAGUCUUAGUCCACUGCACACCAAAACCUACCAAGCAAGCAGCCAGCCUGGGUCUACCAGCAAAGAUCUCACCAACAACAACAUACCACACCUUCUUAGCCCAAAAGAAGCCAAGUCAAAAACAGAGUUUGAUUUUAAUAUUGACCCAAAGCCUUCAGAAGGCCCAGGGACAAAGUACCUCAAGUCAAACAGCAGAUCUCAGCAGAACCGCCACUCAUUCAUGGAAAGCUCUCAAAGCAAAGCUGGGACACUGCAGCCCAAUGAAAAGCAGAGUCGGCAUAGCUAUAUUGACACAAUUCCCCAGUCCUCUAGGAGUCCCUCCUACAGGACCAAGGCCAAAAGCCAUGGGGCACUGAGUGACUCCAAGUCUGUGAGCAACCUUUCUGAAGCCAGGGCCCAAAUUGCGGAGCCCAGUACCAGUAGGUACUUCCCAUCUAGCUGCUUAGACUUGAAUUCUCCCACCAGCCCAACCCCCACCAGACACAGUGACACGAGAACUUUGCUCAGCCCUUCUGGAAGAAAUAACCGAAAUGAGGGAACGCUGGACUCACGUCGAACCACAACCAGACAUUCUAAGACGAUGGAGGAAUUGAAGCUGCCGGAGCACAUGGACAGUAGCCAUUCCCAUUCGCUGUCUGCACCUCACGAAUCUUUUUCUUAUGGACUGGGCUACACCAGCCCCUUUUCUUCCCAGCAGCGUCCUCAUAGGCAUUCUAUGUAUGUGACCCGUGACAAAGUGAGAGCCAAGGGCUUGGAUGGAAGCUUGAGCAUAGGGCAAGGGAUGGCAGCUAGAGCCAACAGCCUGCAACUCUUGUCACCCCAGCCUGGAGAACAGCUCCCUCCAGAGAUGACUGUGGCAAGAUCUUCGGUCAAAGAGACCUCCAGAGAAGGCACCUCUUCCUUCCAUACACGCCAGAAGUCUGAGGGUGGAGUGUAUCAUGACCCACACUCUGAUGAUGGCACAGCCCCCAAAGAAAAUAGGCACCUAUACAAUGAUCCUGUGCCAAGGAGAGUUGGUAGCUUUUACAGAGUGCCAUCUCCACGUCCAGACAAUUCUUUCCAUGAAAAUAAUGUGUCAACUAGAGUUUCUUCUCUACCAUCAGAGAGCAGUUCUGGAACCAACCACUCAAAAAGACAACCAGCAUUCGAUCCAUGGAAAAGUCCUGAAAAUAUUAGUCAUUCAGAGCAACUCAAGGAAAAAGAGAAGCAAGGAUUUUUCAGGUCAAUGAAAAAGAAAAAGAAGAAAUCUCAAACAACAGAUUCCACCAACGGGGAGAAUCCAAGCAUCAAGAAAUCCCUCUUUCCUCUUUUUAAUUCAAAGAAUCAUUUAAAGCAUAGUUCUUCUUUGAAAAAGCUUCCUGUAGUCACUCCACCCAUGGUACCCAAUUCCGACAGCCCUGAUCUUCUGACGUUGCAGAAAUCCAUUCAUUCUGCUAGCACUCCAAGCAGCAGACCAAAGGAGUGGCGCCCCGAGAAGAUCUCAGAUCUGCAGACCCAAAGCCAGCCAUUAAAAUCACUGCGCAAGUUGUUACAUCUCUCUUCGGCCUCAAAUCACCCGGCUUCCUCAGAUCCCCGCUUCCAGCCCUUAACAGCUCAACAAACCAAAAAUUCCUUCUCAGAAAUUCGGAUUCACCCCCUGAGCCAGGCCUCUGGCGGGAGCAGCAACAUCCGGCAGGAACCCGCACCGAAGGGCAGGCCAGCCCUCCAGCUGCCAGAAGGUGGAUGUGAUGGCAGAAGACAGAGACACCAUUCUGGACCCCAAGAUAGACGCUUCGUGUUAAGGACAACAGAACAACAAGGAGAAUACUUCCGCUGUGGUGACCCAAAGAAGCCUCACACUCCGUGUGUCCCAAACCGAGCCCUUCAUCGUCCAACCUCCAGUCCUGCUCCCUAUCCAGUACUCCAGGUCCGAGGCACUUCCAUGUGCCCGACACUCCAGGUCCGAGGCACUGAUGCUUUCAGCUGCCCAACCCAGCAAUCCGGGUUCUCUUUCUUCGUGAGACACAUUAUGAGGGAAGCCCUGAUUCACAGGGCCCAGGUAAACCAAGCUGCGCUCCUGACAUACCAUGAGAAUGCGGCACUGACGGGCAAGUGACUUCUGCAAGCCUGCGGCUGGUCCCAAUGCCCUGAAUCACCUCUCUCAUGGAAGAACCAAUUAACACCAAUGAAUCAACCAUUAACGCUGAG
Messenger RNA from Pan troglodytes (chimpanzee), 3710 nucleotides. RefSeq names its product cyclin dependent kinase like 5 (gene CDKL5). The coding region runs from base 403 to 3618 and encodes 1071 amino acids. Gene Ontology annotation, cellular component: nucleus; dendrite cytoplasm. The record is from RefSeq and is a predicted model, not a curated record. Gene Ontology annotation, biological process: regulation of dendrite development; protein phosphorylation; positive regulation of axon extension. Lineage: Eukaryota; Metazoa; Chordata; Mammalia; Primates; Hominidae. Gene Ontology annotation, molecular function: ATP binding; protein kinase activity. The transcript has 23 exons.